UGCUCUAAUUAACUGCUUCCCUUUUUCCCAAUUCCCAUCAAUGGUUGAUUAGGGUUUUUCUGAUAAUUGAAGCAUCUCAACUGUUAAACGCCAUAACUCUUCCGCAAUACUGAAUAUGGCGUUGUGGAGUAGAUUGAGGCAGUCCAAGUUAAAAUUCCAUCUCUUUCCGAACGCAUUCAAGAGAUGCUAUACCCUCAAUCACGGUUCAUUUGUUGCCAAUCAACGUAUUUGUUCACGUACCUUAAUUCCGGUUUUAUAUAACCCUAGUUUCAUUGUCCAGAGCAACCAAUUGGAGUUUUUCUGUAAAUUCAGAUCUUACGCAGCACCUGUUCAGGCUCACCAGACGAAGGAAGAGAGGGACACAAGCGGGCCUAGAUUGAAUGAGCAAAUCACUGCUUCUUCAGUUAGGCUUGUCAGUGAUGAAGGUCAUUGUGUAGUAUCACGGUAUGAAGCGCUCUCCCGUGCAAAAAGCCUUAAGAUGGAUUUGGUUGAGGUUGAUAGACAUGGCAAGCCACCGGUUUGCAAAAUUCUUGACUACCACAAAGAAAAGUAUGUUCAAGAAGUGAAGGAAAAGGAACGUGCUAAAAGCAAGUCAACUCUAAAGAAAGCAGGUGCUAAAGAAGUUCGGUUUGCUGCUAAAAUUAAACAAAAUGACCUGCAAAUGAAAGCUGAUAUGGUUAAGAGACUAAUGGAAAGUGGCUAUCGAGUCAAGUGUACAGCCAUUGAGCCGACCGAGGCUCUGGACUUGGAAACAUUGUUGUCUCGUUUUUGUGCUUUGAUUGAAGACGUUGCCGUUGAGGAAAGUGGACCAAAGGUUGAAAAGAAACAGGCAUAUGUUGUUGUGAGGCACAUCAAGUUUGGUCCCCUUAAAAAGGGCUCUGGAAAGAAAGCUUCUAAGACUGCUGUCUCUUCAAAGACUGGUGGUCAGUCCAGCAACAAUCAACCAUUGGAAGAAAAUGGUGAUACAAUAGAAGCUGGCUUGGAAACUGAGCAAGUGGAUUCUGAAGAGUUGUCCGAUGAACAUGUUCAGACCGGCAAAUCUAAAUGGGCUGUUUUUGAUGGAGAUGAUGAUAUCCACUCAGUUUUUGACAUUAAUGGUGAAGAGAAUGGGCUGCCGAAAAGUUCAAAACAUGACCGGUCAGCAGCUUUAACAGGACCAUCACCCUAUUCUGUGGAUAGAAAUCCAAGACACGUAGUUGAGUCUGCACCAACCAGUGUUCAUGCAAUGGAAAAUAGAUAUGCAAGAGAUCCUAGGUCUGCAAGACCAUCAAGGGUUCCCACAGAUGCCAACGGCCGUGGUGGAAGGAACACAAUGAAUAGCCUGCCGCAGUAUGCAAACCAAGGAAGACAACCGCAGUUUAGUAUGAAUACAUCAUCUCAAACAAGACCACCAACUCGGCAAGUUGAGGUUCCUGCCUAUGAUGCUUCCAAGCAAGAGUCUCCUAGUUCAAGUACUCUCAAUUCGCCGAAGAAAGGUUAUGGUAUUUUUAGCUCGCAACAAGUAAAUGCCACGCCCCGUGAACAAAAUGCACCCGUGGAAACUAACAGAUACAAGAAAAAUGGUCCCACUGAUUCUGCAAGAAUAGGGAGCUCACACUACAGAAACCCUCAAAAUACAGAUUCAAGGAUGAACAGAGGGCCUGGUUGAUAAGCCUGGGCAAGGGAAAUGGGGAGUAUUUAGUAUAGAUAACUGAAAUGUGAUUCCCAACAAGUAGAAGGAAAGGCAAGCAGAAGCCCAGAGACGAUGAUUUUUAGUCCUGUAUUGUUGAACUUAUUGCUUCAUGAUUCCGAAAGGGCAUUCAUUUUGUAAGAUUUUCUUCUAGGUAUUAUUUCAGCACGCCUUAUUAAAAUUUAGUGGCAGCAGAAAUGGCUCUGUUUCGCUGGAGUGUAAUGUAU
Molecule: messenger RNA, 1896 nt
Organism: Sesamum indicum (sesame)
Lineage: Eukaryota; Viridiplantae; Streptophyta; Magnoliopsida; Lamiales; Pedaliaceae
Product: translation initiation factor 3 (IF-3) family protein
Biological process (GO): translational initiation; ribosome disassembly
Molecular function (GO): ribosome binding; translation initiation factor activity
Source: RefSeq, a predicted model, not a curated record